Hansenula anomala is the source of this 1611-nucleotide messenger RNA. It is a transcript of the gene SRP68, whose product is annotated as signal recognition particle subunit SRP68. Gene Ontology annotation, cellular component: signal recognition particle, endoplasmic reticulum targeting. NCBI's taxonomy places the organism in Eukaryota, Fungi, Ascomycota, Saccharomycetes, Phaffomycetales, Wickerhamomycetaceae. Gene Ontology annotation, biological process: SRP-dependent cotranslational protein targeting to membrane. Gene Ontology annotation, molecular function: endoplasmic reticulum signal sequence receptor activity; 7S RNA binding; signal recognition particle binding. The record is from RefSeq and is a predicted model, not a curated record. The transcript has a single exon. The coding region runs from base 1 to 1611 and encodes 536 amino acids.
AUGUCUGAAAGUCCAUUGGCACUCACUUUUGGUGCUAGAAAUAGUGCUUUCCUACAAACAUCCGAAGACUUCCGCAAACAAAGAGUCAAAGUCACAAGAAGAAUACACAAGUUGAAGCGUUAUUUAAAGAUUCAAAUUAAAGAUACAAAGAAUUAUAAAAGCAAGAAAAUCACUUCAGAUGAUUAUUCAAGUGAUAAUAAAUAUUAUUUGCUAUCCAUCUUAGAAGCUGAAAGGGAUUAUUUAUACGCAUUGGAAAUCAAAGCAUUAUUAGAUUUGAAUUCAUCAACUAAUGCACAAUCAAAGCAAAAAUUAUUAUCAACAAGAUUAAGAAAAAGUUUAAAAAUUUCACAAAAUUUAGUUGAAAUUUCACAAAACGAAUCAGAUGAAACCAAAAGAUUAGAAAUUUUGGUUUAUAAAGAACUAUUACAAGCUUAUUUAGCUAUUGUCUCUAAAAAAUGGAAAGUUGCAAUCUCUUCAUAUUCUUUAGCUAGAAUUGGAUUGAAAUUUUUAGAAAAACAUGGUGACAUUGCAGAAAAUAAAAUCUUGUAUAAGGAUAUCAUCGAAGAAACUAUAGAUGAACCUUUCAAAUUGGCAACUUAUAGAGAUUCUAAAUCUAUCUCAAUUGAUUUGAAUGAAUAUUCCAAGAUUAUUGCUAAUGAAUCUGCUAAAAACUCGGAAACUUUUAAAUUCAUUGAUGCUAAAGACAGUUCAUUUUUAAAAGCUGAUGAAGAAGCUGAAUUGAUUAAAGAAAUCGAUUGGAGAAGUUAUACUGCUAGAGUGAAAGAUGAAACAACAUCAAGAUUAUUAUCAAGAGCUCAAAACGUUAAAUUCGAUGAUUUGGAAUCAUAUGAUAACGCAUUGAUCCUAUGGCAAGAAGCCUUAGAGAAUCAUUCAUCUUUUAUUUCUAAAGCUGAUCAAAAUGAUGAUGAGGAACAAGAUGAUCAAAUUUUAUUAGCCUAUAUCAAAUACAGUUCUUUAAUAACGAGAUUAAGAAGAGAUCAAACUCUAUUAUCUGGGAAUAAAAAGGAAUCCUUAAGAAUCUUGGAUACUAUUAUAACAACUAUCAAUGAAAUCAAAGAAUUACCAGGUGUAUAUUCUGAUGAUGAGUUGUUUCAAAAUUUGGAAUUGUUAUCACAAUAUUAUCAAGGCUUGAAAUUGAAGAUGAUUGGCCAAAUAUACUUUGAUGAUAAGUCUUACAAAGAGUCAUUAUUGCUAUGCACUAAAUCCCUAGAAUCUUUAAAAGAUGCUAAAUUCACUGUUGAGAUUGAAUUCAUAAGUAAUAAAGAUUUACAAACUUUACAAUCAGACAUUUUAACAUUGAAACAAAACAGUCAUGUUUUAGCACAAAUUGAACAAGGUUUGUCAAAAGAUAAAUCAGUUGCAGAUGAUGUUUACAAGUUUUCAAAUGACUACAAAAAUAUUGUUAAUUUCCAAAUUGAAGCUGCACCUGUUAAACCAGUGCUAUUUGAUGUUGCAUUCAACUAUAUUUCCUAUAAUAAAAGUGACACCAAAACUCAGUUCCAAAAACAAACAACUCAAGAAAAAGCACAUGCUUCUCAAGAGCAAACCGAAAACAAGAAAAAGGGCUUCUUUGGUAUUUUUGGUCGCUGA